This is a messenger RNA of Sycon ciliatum, 1845 nucleotides long. Its product is annotated as SH3 domain-containing protein 19-like. The record is from RefSeq and is a predicted model, not a curated record. Gene Ontology annotation, molecular function: protein binding. Gene Ontology annotation, cellular component: ESCRT-0 complex. Gene Ontology annotation, biological process: protein transport to vacuole involved in ubiquitin-dependent protein catabolic process via the multivesicular body sorting pathway. The transcript has 12 exons. The coding region runs from base 16 to 1335 and encodes 439 amino acids. NCBI's taxonomy places the organism in Eukaryota, Metazoa, Porifera, Calcarea, Leucosolenida, Sycettidae.
GAUGUACGUCUUACUAUGUGGAUGUGUUGUUUUGAAUUGCUCUGCAGAUCUAAGAAGGACAAGUCGCCUCCCACUAACCAGCGGCGCUCAUCAAAGCAAGAAGAACCAGCGCCGGCUCUUCCCCCUCGUCCCGGCCCUAGCCAUCCACUCUUCAAAUAUUCAGUAUCAGAUCCACACGGAAUAUGUGUACAUCCUUACAAAGCCUCUCAAGAAGAUGACCUGGCUAUGGAGAAAGAAGAUGUAAUUGUACUGCUGGAGCGGAUCGACGAUAACUGGCUGUUCGGUAGAAAUGUGGAGACGGAAGGCAUGUUCCCGCAACGACACAUUCGCAUCGUCAAGAAGCUACCAAGUGAUGUCAAAAUGGCUACUGGACCUUCCUGUGUUGCCAUGUUUGAUUUCGUUGGAGAAUCCGAAGAUGAGCUGACAUUCUCAAAGGGCGAUCUGAUCGAGCUGAUUGCGCGUGAAGGCACAGAUUGGCUCAAGGGCAGGCUGAACAACCAAGAGGGUGCGUUCCCACGCGAGUAUGUCGAGAUCCUGGAUGAUCUUCCUGAAGAGGAGGAAGCAGCAGCUCCGGCUGACGAUGAACCGGUGGACGACCAAGAAUAUGACAGGCCCUGUUGUCGGGCCACGUUUGAUUUUGAAGGUCAGGACAGCUCUGAGCUGACGUUCAGCAAGGGUGAUAUGAUCGACAUUGUUGACCGCAUCGAUGCCGACUGGCUGAAGGGAAAGCUGAAUGGAAAGGAAGGGAUUUUCCCCGACGCCUUUGUCCAGGUUCUCAAGGAUAUUCCUCCGGGUGGCAUAACAGAAGAGCCUUCGGCUGAUAUGUCUGCUGGUGACGCGAAGCCCGCUGCUGCUGCUGCUACCGAAGAACCCAAAAAGGCUGAAAAAGAAGCGGAGGCAAAGGAGGGAGGCCGAACAGAUCCGUAUGCCGUGGCCACGUUCGACUACAAGGCCGAGGCGUCCGACGAGCUGACGUUCUCGGCCGGGGACGAGAUCUUCCUGCUGCGUCGCAUCGACAAGGAAUGGAUGGAAGGUGUACACGUGAACAAGACCGGUAUCUUCCCGGUGGGCUAUGUGGAAAUCAAGAUUGAUCUGCCCGAAAACGAAGCAGCCGUGAAACUCUCUAGCAAUAUCUCAGCCGAGUCCGAUCUGAGUCCACGUGUUGAAGCACUGUUCGACUUUGGAGCAGAGCAGGAUGACGAGCUGACGUUUAACACUGGUGAUAUAAUCUAUCUACUGGAUCGCGAAGGCAAGGACUGGUACAUGGGUGAGCUGAACAACAAGAUCGGAAAGUUCCCGUCCAACUUUGUUAAGGUCAUUCUCGACCUGCCGUAAAACAGGACGACGACCUGACUGGCAUCGUGACUGUGAGCAGUUCACACCUGAAUCACACACACCACUGUGCGCUGUGGUGUGAGGCAAUGUGCAUCGCCACGUAUGCAUCUGUUGAGAGCUACCACUGGCCAUUACAAGCGCCUUUUUUUUCCAGUGGUAGUGUGCGCUGGGCAUUCUGCUUUUUGAACGUCUCAAGUAGAUUUUUUUUCAGAAUUUUCUGACCUGCUUUUGCCAAACUUGGGUCUUUAUUGGAGCACCAUCUCAUGUGCUGCCGGCCAGUGCAUAGAUAUAAGAGGCGAUCGCGUUCUUUCGUUCCAAACCUGCUUAGUGAAAUAUUCCGCAGGCAUCUCCGUGCAGCAUCCUGCGUGCAUCGCUGCCAUAUUUGCAGAUAUUUAGCCGAUAAUAUUCUUUACAGCAAGAGAACCCCCCCCCCCCCUUAGAAUCUGUUUUACUCGUGUAGUUUUCUAUAUCAUGAUAUUUUAUUACAAUAGUCACUCCACUCGCACAAGA